This is a messenger RNA of Daphnia pulex (common water flea), 568 nucleotides long. RefSeq names its product histone H2B.3-like. Bases 26 to 397 code for a protein of 123 amino acids. Gene Ontology annotation, cellular component: nucleosome. Lineage: Eukaryota; Metazoa; Arthropoda; Branchiopoda; Diplostraca; Daphniidae. The record is from RefSeq and is a predicted model, not a curated record. The transcript has a single exon. Gene Ontology annotation, molecular function: DNA binding; protein heterodimerization activity; structural constituent of chromatin.
AGAUCAGAUUUACCCAAGUCCUAGAAUGCCCCCUAAAGUAAGCGGGAAAACUGCGAAGAAGGCCGGCCAAGCCCAGAAGAAUAUUGCCAAAGGAGACGAGAAGAAGAAGCGCAAGAGGAAGGAGAGCUACGCCAUUUACAUCUUCAAAGUGUUGAAGCAGGUCCACCCCGACACUGGCAUCUCCUCCAAAGCCAUGACCAUCAUGAACAGCUUCGUCAACGACAUUUUCGAGCGCAUCGCUGGAGAGUCGUCCCGUCUUGCCCACUACAACAAGCGUUCGACCAUCACUAGCCGGGAAAUCCAGACGGCCGUCCGUCUGCUCUUGCCCGGUGAGUUGGCCAAGCACGCCGUGUCUGAAGGCACCAAGGCAGUGACCAAGUACACCAGCACCAAGUAAAUUGUCUCCGGUGUUCUCUUUCAAAACGGCCCUUUUCAGGGCCACCAAACGUUUAUAGAAAAGAAUUAUACUUAACUACCACACAGCUUCUUACUUAAGUGAUAAGUUCUACUUUACGGUAGACAAAUGCAAGCGCAUGAUCAGGAAAUAAAUAUAUAUAAAAGGAAAGUA